This is a messenger RNA of Panicum hallii, 1676 nucleotides long. RefSeq names its product ethylene-responsive transcription factor RAP2-13-like. The transcript has a single exon. Gene Ontology annotation, biological process: regulation of DNA-templated transcription. The record is from RefSeq and is a predicted model, not a curated record. Gene Ontology annotation, molecular function: DNA binding; DNA-binding transcription factor activity. The coding region runs from base 465 to 1331 and encodes 288 amino acids. NCBI's taxonomy places the organism in Eukaryota, Viridiplantae, Streptophyta, Magnoliopsida, Poales, Poaceae.
UGGUGCUUCCCUGAGCUCCUCAACCCAAACACCACCAAGCCAUCUCUUCUUCCACAACGCCACCGCCGCCGCCGCAACCCCAAUCCAGAGCCCUAAUCGCCCACACACAGCAUCUCCGGCGAGGUCUGAGUGAGGUAGGUUUAGCUCUGAGCGACUCCUUGCGUCCUCCAGGUAAACCGAUUUGUUCUUCUUCUUGGUCUCCGUAGCCGAGAUCCAGAGCCUUUUUAGUUUCUGGUCUCUGAUCUUUUCCCCUUUUUCUGUGGAAUAGUUUGUAGUUAGCAAAGAGAGGUUCUUUUUCCACACCUCUUUGUGCUCCACUGUUCAUUACUAGGUAGAUCUGUGUAGAGCAACCAUACCUGUUCUGCCUGUUCUUUGAUUUUAGCUAAGAACAAGGCUAUUUAUUCUUUCUUUUUCCCUCCAAAGAAAAAGCCAAAAAAAAUCCAACCCAAGUAGAUUCUUCUUCGAUGGCCGCUGCUAUAAAUCUUCCGGGACCCGGCGAGGAUUUGAUGCGAGCGAUGGAGUCCGUCAUGCAAGAGGAUGCUCCAUCCCCUCUGGUCAUGCCGCCGGCCACCGCCUUCCCGCCGCCGCCGCCGUUCCCCGCCGGGGCCCACGGGCUCAGCUACCCGGCCCAUCCGCCGGCGACCCACCUCAGCCCGGCCCAGAUGCAGUUCAUCCAGGCCCAGCUCCACCUGCAGAGGAACCCGGGCCUCGGGCCGCGGGCGCAGCCCAUGAAGCCCGCGGUCCCCGUGCCGCCGGCGCAGCGCCCGCAGAAGCUGUACCGCGGCGUGCGGCAGCGCCACUGGGGCAAGUGGGUCGCCGAGAUCCGGCUCCCCCGCAACCGCACCCGGCUGUGGCUGGGCACCUUCGACACCGCCGAGGAGGCCGCGCUGGCCUACGACCAGGCGGCGUACCGCCUCCGAGGGGACGCGGCGCGGCUCAACUUCCCCGACAACGCGGCCUCCAGGGCGCCGCUGGACCCGGCCGUGGACGCCAAGCUGCAGGCCAUCUGCGCCACCAUCGCCGCCGCGUCGUCGUCGUCCAAGGGCGGCAGGGCCAAGAGCAGGGCCACGCCCAUCAACGCGCCCGUCGCGGAGGCGGAGGCGGGGUCCCAGAGCAACAGCUCCUCCGACGAGGCCUCGGGGUCCGGGUCGGACGACGAGAUGUCCUCCUCCCCGCCGCCGCCGCCGCCGGCGGCGCCGACGGCGCAGCAGCCGCUGGCGGAGAUGGGGCAGCUGAACUUCAGCGAGGUGCCGUGGGACGAGGCCGAGAGCUUCGUGCUUCGCAAGUACCCGUCCUACGAGAUCGACUGGGACGCCCUGCUCGCCAACUAGCAGUUUCCUUGAUUGAUCAGCCAGUGAUUGUAAUUUAGUAGCUUCGUCAUCCGCCAUGGCCGGCCGGUGCAGAUGAGGUUUUAAGCAAUCUGCACGGCGAGGCCCCUGUGUAGUGAGUAGGCUUCCGUUGUUCCUGUUUUGUUGGUCCCCGGACCUCGCCGCCGGCGUUUUUGUGACCGGCGUCCAGCUCCGGAUGUUGCUGUAAAAUGUUAGUGGGUGCACAGCAUUGGUGUACUGGUCUGUCUGUAAAAAAUUGGAUCUUUAGGGUGUAACCAACUGUUGUCCUGAGUUGUAAUGCUUACUCCAUGGUGCUGUGACUCUCGGAUUGAUAGCGCUAAUUUGGUU